GCUGGAUUGUCCGUCACUUUUAUCGAGGAAAUUUCUGCGAAAAUAUACGAGUUAGAUCCGCUGCCUCGACUAGUGCACAUGCCCACUGGAAUCGCGAUGAUAUUGCUGCGAGCUGUCAUUUUGCAUCUUUCCCGAUCCAAUCUCAUAUCUGCUGUCUGGCGCCGGUCACUUUCAGUCCAAGGUACUGGCCACAGGAAGAUGGUCAAUGGUCUAAAAAGUAGGACAGAGACCCAAGCCACCGGGGACUGGGAUUCUGAGUCGUCACUCGCCCCGCGUCUGACAGCGUGUAUUGGAUCUCCUCAGAGCUCUUCGUCUACAGCAGACGUGAUCUACGUGUUAUCGACAAGGUAUGUAGAUCAAGACGAAGAUGACGGGGAGACAAAGGUUCCAGCUCGGGCUGAAAGCUGUCCAGAGAGACAAAGAGAGAGAG
Acaulospora colombiana is the source of this 430-nucleotide messenger RNA. The record is from the annotation of a GenBank genome assembly. NCBI's taxonomy places the organism in Eukaryota, Fungi, Glomeromycota, Glomeromycetes, Diversisporales, Acaulosporaceae.